Molecule: messenger RNA, 2473 nt
Organism: Oryctolagus cuniculus (rabbit)
Lineage: Eukaryota; Metazoa; Chordata; Mammalia; Lagomorpha; Leporidae
Gene: GPRC5A
Product: G protein-coupled receptor class C group 5 member A
Biological process (GO): G protein-coupled receptor signaling pathway
Cellular component (GO): extracellular exosome; signaling receptor complex; intracellular membrane-bounded organelle
Molecular function (GO): protein kinase activator activity; G protein-coupled receptor activity
Source: RefSeq, a predicted model, not a curated record
GGGGGAGCUGGGCCCCUCUCUCUGGCCGGCGCUGGCGCUGGCCCUGGGGGGACCGGAGAGCCGGUGGAGAGGGAGGGGAUGGCUUCCACCCUGAGGGGACAAGCCUGCGGCGCCGACGCGGAGCGAGCGUCCCCGCGACCCUUCUUUCGAGCCCCAUGUCUGGCUGGGCCGCCCCAGGCCACGCAGGAGCGGACGAGCAGGGUGCUCCCCGCACCCGGUGUCGGGCAUGACCCUGCUUCUGACGUCAGGAGAUCCUGGGACUUUAUUUCCACAACAGCGCGAAGCUUGGCGGAGUCGGAGUGGGCGUGUCCUCUGCCCGGGACCCUCCCCCGCCCCCGGCCGGUCCGCUCGGCCUCCUGGCGCGCGCGCUCCCGCCCCCGGCCGCAGCAACCUUUAUAACCGCCGGGCGCGGCAAGGGCGGCAUCGCUGCUCCGCAGACUGCUCCAGCGUGCGCGACCCGAGUGCUCGCCGCCUAGUCAAGUUCACGACCAAAGCCCGGCGCCAGGUCCCGUACGUGUCUGAGUGUGUUGAGAGACUCACCACCCUUCCCAACUCUGCUUUUAUUCAGCACCAGAACGUCGACCAUGGCCCCUAAGGGUUGCCGCUCAGACCUGGACCCCAGGUACUACCUGCUCUGUGACAUUAACGCGGCCUGGGGCAUCAUCCUGGAGGCGCUGGCUGCCAUUGGGGCUGUGGGCUCAGUGGUCUUCAUGUUUGCUCUCCUGAUCCUCAUCUGCAAGGUGCAAGAUUCCAACAGGCGGAAGAUGCUCCCGACCCAGUUCCUCUUCCUCAUCGGUGUGCUAGGGCUCUUCGGCCUGACCUUCGCCUUCAUCAUCAGGCUGGACGGGGCCACGGGGCCCACGCGCUUCUUCCUCUUCGGCAUCCUCUUCUCCGUCUGCUUCUCUUGCCUCCUGGUUCACGCAUUCAACCUGACGCAGCUUGUCCGUGGGAGGAAGUCCCUCUCCCUGCUGGUGACCCUGGGCCUGGCUGUGGGCUUCAGCCUGGUGCAGGACGUCAUCGCCAUUGAGUACGUCGUCCUCACCAUGAACAGGACCAACGUCGAUGUCUUCUCCCAGCUCCCUGCUCCUCGUCGCAAUGAAGACUUUGUCCUGCUGCUCAUCUAUGUCCUCCUGCUGAUGGCGCUGACCUUCCUCAUGUCCUCCUGCACCUUCUGCGGGCCCUUCGCUGGCUGGAAGAUACACGGGGCCCACAUCUACCUCGCCACACUCCUGUCCAUUGCCAUCUGGGUGGCGUGGAUCACCCUGCUCUUGAUUCCUACUCCGGGCCCCGCGUGGGAUGACACCAUCCUCAGCACCGCCUUGGUGGCCAAUGGCUGGGUUUUCCUGUUUGUUUAUGUGGGUCCUGAGUUUUGGCUGCUCACCAAUCAGCGCAACCCCACGGAUUAUCCAAUCGAGGACGCCUUUUGUAAACCUCAACACUUGAAGCAGAGCUACGGUAUGGAGAACAGAGCCUUCUCUCAGGACGAAAUGACUCAAGGUCUUGGAGAGAUAGGGGAUACUCUCUAUGCCCCCUACGCCACCCAUUUCCAGCUCCAGAAUCAGCCUCCCCAGAAGGAUUUCUCCAUCCCUCGCGCCCAGGCCCGGGCCAGCCCUUACAACGGCUAUGAAGGAAGGAAAGAGGGCAGCUAACCUGCUUGUCCAGAGCGGGGUGAACACAGCUAGGCCGCCAACCCCACUGGGAGUUCGCCGCGACGCGGGCUCCACGCCGAGUCUCCCGGGAAACCUGCACCGGACGUAACAGGAGCCGCCGGCCUGGCGCCCGCCUCAACCACUCUGCUUGCACGCUGGAGCGCCAGGCCUCAGCAGCCUUCCUCCCACACUUAGGAUUCUUUCUCCAAGCGCGAGUCUCAGGCUGCCCCGGGUUAGGUGCCUGCUGGUCCUGUCCCUUCCCUGUGACCGGAGGCGUGGUCCUCGGCCCCCAGGACUGGCCUGUCCAGCUGCGGGGGCGGCUUCCGUGGGAAUCGUUCGGCCCAGAGCAGAACUGGAAUCAGCAGAACCAGCGAAGGCCUGCCCGCCUGGAUCUCCCCUGGCAGCCGCGCCCUGGCCUGCUUCUCCCCCGACUCCUCGCCUAGGAGCAGGGGCUGAGGCCACCCUGGGCGGACUCACCUCCGUGGCGCUGCCUCUCAGAGGGCUCAACAGCUCCCCGAGCACUCGGCGGGGCACCUUCUGGAACCAUCCCCGCGCUUGGUGUCAGCCCCGGGGCCUCCACCUGUGCUUGGUUUCCUGGACCCCCCCAGCACGGAGGGAGCAUCUGUACGCUGCUGUUGCUGGCAGUUCCAGGCACUGAUGCGCUCCACUCCCCUGCGCCCCAGCCUCUGUAAAUAGAUCACCCUGUACUCACCGCCUGUGCGCUGUAAGCGGGCAUUGUCGACAGGGGGCAGUGUUUGUUGUAUAAUAAGUUAUUCAUCUGCAUAUUCAAUAAAGGUGCAGUGGUGACUCUUUUUUAAAACGUU